AUUAUACACACAUCGUAUAUUCUAUAGUUGUAUGCAUCGAUAUUCGAUAUAUCCGAUGUUCAGUCAUUUAAAAAUCAAACGUUUCAAAUCCUACUCAUAUCAUUAGUAAACGUUAUUGUUGAUAUCACUUGCUAACCAACAUGACAGUUCAAGCUUCUGGGGUUGUUCAUGACUUCAACGUCGACGUUUUGGUGCACUACUGCUCUCAACAUGUCCAAGCUUUCCCUUUGGCUCCGACCCAUGUGAAAGUUUCCCAGUUUGGGCAUGGGCAAUCCAAUCCUACAUACUUGCUGGAAGUAAGUUUAGGAGGAUCUUCGGUGAAGCAGUAUGUGUUAAGAAAGAAGCCUGCAGGGAAAUUACUACAAUCAGCUCACGCUGUAGAGAGAGAGUUUCAGGUUCUGAAUGCAUUAGGCGCUCAUACACUUGUUCCGGUUCCUAAGGUGUUCUGUUUAUGCACUGAUUCUGCGGUGAUUGGAACUCCAUUUUAUAUCAUGGAGUACUUGGAAGGACGUAUCUUUUUAGAUCCUAAACUACCUGGCCUAGCACCAAACAGGAGGAGGCAAAUAUACAGUGCUACUGCAAAAGCUUUGGCUUCUCUCCAUUCUGCUGAUGUAGAUGCCAUUGGUCUAGGAAAGUACGGGCGUCGAGACAACUAUUGCAAGCGACAGGUUGAUAGGUGGGCAAAGCAGUAUCUUGCUUCUACUGGAGAGGGAAAGUCUCCAAGGAAUCCAAAAAUGUUAGAGCUAGUUGACUGGUUGCAGCAGCAUAUUCCUUCUGAAGAUUCGUCUAGUGCCAAGGCAGGUCUAGUCCAUGGUGACUUUCGGAUUGAUAAUCUUGUAUUUCAUCCAAUUGAGGAUAAAGUGAUUGGUAUUCUUGACUGGGAGUUGUCCACCCUUGGAAACCAAAUGUGCGAUGUUGCAUAUAGUACCUUGCAUUACUUGGUAGAUGUUGAUGUUGACAAGUUACAGAAUGAAGGUAUUGAAGCUACUGGCAUUCCAGAGGGCAUUCCUUCUCUGCCUGAAUAUCUGGCAGAUUACUGCUCUGCUUCUGGGAAACCAUGGCCAGUUGAUGAGUGGAAAUUUUAUGUUGCCUUUUCACUGUUCCGAGGGGCAUCAAUCUGUGCAGGGGUACAUUGCAGAUGGAUAAUGGGUAAUGCCUCUGGUGGUAAACGUGCUCAAAAUUCAGGAUUAAAAGGUGACGCUCUUAUAGGAGCAGCAUGGUCUUUUAUUGAACAGAAGUCUGUUCUUCCACAGCAUCCUCCAUCUGAUAGGUUUGCACGAGGUCAUCGGGGGCAGUUCAACAAUAGUGAAGAUCAAAAUGCAUUAUCAGGAGGAUUUGUUCCUACGAAGAAGGUUGUGGAACUGCGAGAUAGAUUGAUGAAGUUCAUGGAGGAUCAUAUAUACCCAAUGGAAAGUGAAUUUAAUAAACUCGCCAACUCUUCCAUGCGUUGGACUGUUCACCCAGAUGAGGAGAAGUUAAAGGAAAUGGCUAAGAAACAAGGAUUAUGGAACUUAUGGUUACCUUUAGAUAGUGCUGCUAGGGCAAGGAAACUACUUUUUGAUGGGAAAAAUGACAACAAAGCAUUCGAUCAGUUGCUCGGUGCAGGUCUCUCAAAUCUGGAGUAUGGUUACCUUUGCGAAGUCAUGGGUCGUUCAGUUUGGGCUCCCCAAGUGUUUAAUUGUGGGGCACCUGACACUGGAAAUAUGGAGGUACUACUGCGCUAUGGUAAUAAAGAACAAAUGCAAGAAUGGCUUGUUCCACUGCUUGAGGGAAAGAUUCGGUCUGCUUUCGCCAUGACUGAACCUCAAGUUGCAUCUUCCGAUGCAACCAACAUAGAGUGUUCCAUUAAAAGACAGGGGGACUCAUAUAUCAUUAAUGGAAAGAAAUGGUGGACCAGUGGAGCAAUGGAUCCUAGGUGCAAGAUCCUUAUAGUAAUGGGGAAAACUGAUUUGAGUGCACCUAAGCAUAAGCAACAAUCCAUGGUCCUAGUAGAUAUCCAAAGUCCUGGUGUCCAAGUAAUUAGACCCCUCACGGUAUUUGGUUUUGAUGAGGCUCCUCAUGGGCACGCGGAAGUACACUUUGAGAAUGUAUGUGUGCCGGCAAAGAAUGUUCUACUGGCAGAGGGUGGUGGCUUUGAAAUUGCUCAGGGUAGGCUGGGCCCAGGAAGGUUACACCAUUGCAUGAGACUAAUAGGAGCUGCUGAACGUGGCAUGGAGUUGAUGGUCCAGAGAGCUCUUCAAAGAAAAACGUUUGGAAAAUUUAUUGCUCAACAUGGUUCCUUCCAGGCGGAUCUGGCCAAGUGUAGGGUAGAGCUUGAGAAAACCAGAUUGUUAGUCCUGGAAGCUGCAGACCAGCUUGAUCGGGUUGGCAACAAAAAAGCUCGUGGAAUUCUUGCAAUGGCAAAGGUAGCGGCCCCAAACAUGGCACUGAAGGUAAUUGACAUGGCAAUGCAAGUCCAUGGAGGAGCUGGUCUAUCAGGCGACACUGUUCUAUCACAUCUCUACGCUACAGCAAGAACUUUGAGAAUUGCAGAUGGCCCUGACGAGGUCCACUUGGGUACAAUUGCAAAAUUAGAACUACAAAAAGCAUCAAAGCUUUAAGAUCUUUAUACAUGAAAAUAUUAAAGAUACAUUCCUGAAAUAUGAGAAUAAAAGCAUGUAGUGGUGUAUUCAAACAAAUGAAUUGGCAUAUAGCUUUUGAAUAAAAGGAAGAGAGAUCAUUGUGACUGAUGAUACACACAGAAUACAUAACUACGAUUCAAAUUCAGACUUAUUUGUGAUAUAUUUUGCUGUUACUAGU
Molecule: messenger RNA, 2799 nt
Organism: Daucus carota subsp. sativus
Lineage: Eukaryota; Viridiplantae; Streptophyta; Magnoliopsida; Apiales; Apiaceae
Product: probable acyl-CoA dehydrogenase IBR3
Exons: 17
Coding region: 141-2600 (819 amino acids)
Biological process (GO): fatty acid beta-oxidation using acyl-CoA dehydrogenase
Cellular component (GO): cytoplasm
Molecular function (GO): acyl-CoA dehydrogenase activity; flavin adenine dinucleotide binding
Source: RefSeq, a predicted model, not a curated record